Xyrauchen texanus (razorback sucker) is the source of this 473-nucleotide messenger RNA. Its product is annotated as DDRGK domain-containing protein 1. Lineage: Eukaryota; Metazoa; Chordata; Actinopteri; Cypriniformes; Catostomidae. The transcript has 5 exons. The record is from RefSeq and is a predicted model, not a curated record. Bases 1 to 417 code for a protein of 138 amino acids.
AUGGCUAAUGGGAAAAGGUUUGCUCAAAUUCCCAUGUCUAAGUGCAUGCGAGACAUUUGUAAAGAGGAAGACUAUGCUUUCUUAAACAGCCUGGGGAAACAGGACAAGAGUCCAGAGGACAACACAUUUCAGGAGAGCGAAUGGCAGGACAAGAAAGAGGAAAGGGUUCACCGUCGUCAGGAGCGAGAGCAGCUGGAACGAGAGCAGCAACUUGAGAUAGAGGAACAGCGGAAGAAGAAGCAUGAGAAGUGGAAAAGUCAUGUAGCUGAGCUAGCAGUGCAGCGUGAGGCCAUCCAUGCAAAACUGCACCGACUACGAGAAUUCAGGGACUUUCAGAAGAAAGUUCUGCUGCAGGAUUUGGGUCAGGAUCCUGGUUCAACAGACGAAACAAUCAACCACCUCCUAAUGAGACUGUAACUGUAACUUUAAUAAAAACGACUUACUAUUUCUGUAAGCAAUUUGACAUGUAUAUU